AUGAGUUAUAAUUAUUUAUUUAAAAUUGUUGUUGUUGGUGAUCAUAAUGUAGGAAAAUCGUGUAUUCUUUUACGAUUUGCUGAAAAUGCCUUUAGAGCAGACCAUAUCAGUACAUUAGGCGUUGAUUUUAAAUUAAAAACAAUAAAAUUGGGACGUGACAAAAUUCGGUUAGAACUUUGGGACACUGCAGGAAUGGAAAGAUAUCGGACUAUAUACAAUUCUUAUUAUCAUUCAGCACAUGGAGUUGUUUGUGUUUUUGAUAUUACCAGUGAAAAAUCAUUUGAAAAUCUCGAGAAUUACUGGCUUACUCAAGUUAAAGAACACGCACCUCAAAACGCCGUAUUACUUUUGGUUGGGAAUAAAGCGGAUAUGGAACCGGAACGAAAAAUUGAGUUUGAUAAAGCUGAAAGGUUAGCAAAAAGAUUGGGCGUUUCACUUUUUGAGGUUAGUGCAAAAACGGGAAUUAAUUGUGAAGAUGCCUUUGUGGAGUUAGCUACGGUUAUGCGAGACCGACUUUUGGCUUCAGGUCUUUUUACUUACUAUAAUGCAUUGAUCCCUAAAAGGCUUCAUGAGAAUUCGGAUUGGGAUGUAUUUGACCUACUUUUUAUUAAGGGAGUUAAACUUCUUAUGGAGUCAAAUUCUGACUCUGACGACUCUGACCGUUUAUCAACUGCCUUUCACAUCGAUGGUGCCAUAUCACAUGAAAAAAUGAGUAGUCGUUUAAUUGGUGUUGUCCCUAACUGUUGUUCAGGUGAAAGUACUCCAAGAGCUACUUUUGUUUAA
This is a messenger RNA of Meloidogyne enterolobii, 783 nucleotides long. Lineage: Eukaryota; Metazoa; Nematoda; Chromadorea; Rhabditida; Meloidogynidae. The record is from the annotation of a GenBank genome assembly.